Messenger RNA from Polyodon spathula (Mississippi paddlefish), 926 nucleotides. Its product is annotated as caltractin-like. Gene Ontology annotation, molecular function: calcium ion binding. The record is from RefSeq and is a predicted model, not a curated record. Gene Ontology annotation, biological process: mitotic cell cycle; centriole replication. The coding region runs from base 133 to 819 and encodes 228 amino acids. The transcript is spliced from 5 exons. Gene Ontology annotation, cellular component: centrosome; centriole. Lineage: Eukaryota; Metazoa; Chordata; Actinopteri; Acipenseriformes; Polyodontidae.
UCCUUUUUCUAUCGUUGCCAUUGGCUACAAGUCAAAACAACAGGGCACAAAAUGUGCUUCUGUCUAGUCGGCUGCAGGUUACGAGUCUAGAAUCAACAGGGAAAAUAAAUAUAAAAAAUAGCCUGCACAGCGAUGCCAGGGACCAAGAAAAAGGCGAAGGAAAGGAAGAGAAUAAGUAAAAAGACUGCAAAAGCUGCAGGCACGAAAGUCGUGGCCCCGGAUGCAAUUACACCUCUCUACGUGCCUCCGCCGCCCGUGCUGGGGCAAAAGCUUUUACAAGUUCUGCAAGGAUGGAAGGAAGAGAAGACCCAGGUGAACGGAGUGCAUGUAUCAGACAGGGCUUCACAGAAACUCUCAAGACAGGAGAUUCAAGAUCUGAAGAUGGUCUUCAAUCUUACGGACAAUGAAAAGACUGGGUAUAUCAAUGAGACAGAGGCUAGGAAAGUGCUGCGGAUUCUCGGGUUUACUGCAGAUUAUCAGCGGAUGAGAAGGACUCUGAAGAUCUUGGGUCACCCGGACGCAGGCAAUGUCCAAAACACAUCAAAAGUCAGCUUCAGUGAUUUUCUGGAACUUGUCGUUGAGUUUGAGGGAGAUGGAAGAGACAUCUGUGAAGAAAUUGAACAAGGAUUCAAGUAUUUAGACUGUGAUAACGAUGGGAAAGUAACAUUUGAUAAUCUGAAAAAAGCCUGUCAGUUAGCGGGCAUUCAUUUCUCACAUCAGAAGCUGCGAGAGAUGAUCGCAGAAGCGGACACAAACGGAGAUGGUGCUGUGGACCGCGAGGAAUUUACAAAAGUCAUGUUAAAGACCAAUCUGUUCUGAAGUAUUGUACCGUCUGAACAGAAUCAGCCCGGUUCAUUCACAAAAAUGUUCGUCGAGUUAACUGCUGCACUUCAAACAAGGGUAUAAAACAGGAAUUUUAAGCACGA